ACCAACUAAUGCUAAUAAUCUAAAUUCAUCAUCAUGUCUGUUUCCUUGGAUAUAGAAGCUUUUUAUCGUCGUCUCAAGAAAAUAUAUACUGCUUGGAAGGAUGCUAGUGGAGAUGACGGAUUCUCUAAAUCAGAUGCUGUUGUCGUGGCGAUGGGAAGUGAUGAAGAUGUUGUUUACUCAAAAUCCACAGCCAUCCAGACAUGGUUGUUUGGAUACGAGCUAACUGAUGUGAUCUUGGCUUUCUGUGAGAAUAGCAUAUCGUUCAUGGCAAGUAAAAAGAAAAUUGAGUUUUUGAAACCAGCGGCAAAUACAAAGAACAAUGAAAAUGCGAAUGGAAUUCCUGAAAUCAACUUAAUUCAGAGGGAGAAAGAUAACAACACUGAAAACUUCCAAAAAAUCAUUCAGUUCUUAAAGUCGAGCAAAAAUGGUAAAACAAUAGGAGUUUUUGCAAAAGAUAAAUUCUCGUCCAAAUUUAUUGAUGCAUGGAAUGAAGUGUUGAAAAAGUCUGACUUGAAUAAGAUUGAUGUAUCAGCAAAUGUGGCAUCAAUAAUGGCAGUCAAAGAAGAAUCGGAAUUGAAUCUACUGAGAAAAGCAUCAGGAAUUACCUUGGAAGUUUAUAGCAAAGUUUUCAAAGAAUAUAUGAAAGAUGUUAUUGAUGCUGAUAGGAGAGUUAAGCAUUUCAAAGUAGCGGAAUACGUUGAAAAAUCUCUUGAGGACAAACAGUAUCUACGUGGAGCAGAUCCAACUUAUGUGGAGUCUUGUUAUCCCCCCAUCGUACAGAGUGGCAGCAACUGCAACCUAAAGUUCAGUGUUACUAGUGACAAGAAUACCCUUCAGUUUGGUGUGAUCAUCUGUAUGCUCGGAGUCCGAUAUCGUUCCUAUUGUUCCAAUGUUGUUCGGACAUUGAUGGUCAAUCCGACGGAAAAAAUGCAAGAAAUUUAUACUUUUCUACUCAAUAUGGAAGAAGUUAUUUUUGAAAAAUUGCAGCAUGGUACUCCUUUGUGUGAUGUUUAUAAUGAGGUGAUAAAACGUACAAAAUCUGAGAAACCAGAACUUGUGAAUUCUUUCACCAGAAGUUUUGGAUUUUGUUGUGGAAUUGAAUUCAGAGAAAGUACUUAUGUGAUCAAUGGGAAAAAUCAAAUCAAGGCUAGGAAAGGAAUGGUCUUCAAUAUAAACAUUGGAAUUUCGAAUUUGGUGAAUGACGAAGCAAAAGAAGAUUCUGAAAAAAAAUAUGCUCUCUUCAUCGGAGAUACCGUUGUUGUCAAUGAUGGUGCUCCUGCUACUAAUUUAACGAAAGAUAAAAAGAGAGCGAAAAAUAUCUCGAUUUUUUUGAAAGAUGAAAGCGAGGAAGAAAGCGAAGAAGAACAACAACCUGCUGAGUUGUUGGGGAGAGGAGCAAGGAACGCAGUUCUGAAGGAGAAAACAAGGCAAGAACAAACUCUGGAAGAGAAACGUCGAUCUCAUCAGAAAGAAUUAUCGAAUCAGUUGAAUAACGAAGCAAAGAAGAGAAUGAUGGACAACAAGGAAGACGUACAAUCCUCACGGUCUAAAAAAUCCAAUGUCUCUUACAAGUCUUCUUCCUUGUUGCCUUUCAAAGAACCAGACAUUCAUGAUUUGAAAAUCUUCAUCGAUAAAAAAUAUGAGACCGUAGUACUGCCUAUUUUUGGUCUCCCUACGCCAUAUCACAUUUCUACUGUAAAGAAUAUCAGUAUGAGCACAGAAGGUGAUUAUUCAUACCUGAGAAUCAACUUUUUCUGCCCAGGAAGUGGGAUUGGACGAGUCGACAAUCAGGCUUAUGCAAAUAAUGACUCUACAUUUGUUAAAGAAUUAACAUAUCGAGCUCUUGCUGGAAAAGUUCCAGGUAAGGCUGAACCACCUGCUGCUAAUCUACAACUGGCAUUCCGACAAAUUAAAGACGUUCAGAAGAAAUUUAAAACAAGGGAAGCGGAAGAGAAAGAAAGAGAGGGCAUCGUCAAGCAAGACAAACUCGUUAUUAAUCCAAACAAGAACAAUCCAAAAUUAAAAGACUUGUACAUUCGACCUAACAUUGCUCACAGAAGAAUGCAAGGCCACCUGGAAGCACACACUAAUGGUUUCCGAUACACCUCUGUGCGUGGAGACAAAGUUGACAUUUUGUACAAUAAUAUAAAGCAUGCAAUAUUUCAACCUUGUGAUCGUGAGAUGAUUAUCGUGCUGCAUUUUCAUCUGAAGAACGCAAUCAUGUUUGGCAAGAAAAGACAUUCCGACGUUCAGUUUUACACCGAGGUUGGAGAAAUAACAACGGAUCUUGGAAAACUACAACACAUGAGAGACAGAGACGAUCUAUAUGCUGAACAGGCUGAAAGAGAGCUCAGGCACAAACUUAACACAGGAUUCAAGAGUUUCAUCGACAAAGUUGAGACAAUCUCACGUGGUGAAGUCGAGUUUGAUUCUCCAUUCAGAGAAUUGUCAUUCUUCGGAGUUCCUUUCCGAAGUACAUGUAUGGUUCAACCUACUUCUACUGCACUAAUCAAUUGUGUUGAAUGGCCUUCCUUUGUUGUGAGUUUGGACGACAUUGAACUUGUUCAUUUUGAGAGAGUGCAAUUCCAUUUGAAGAACUUUGACAUGGUCAUCGUUUUUAAAGAUUAUAAAAGAAAAGUAGAAGUCAUCAAUUCCAUACCAAUGCAAUCGCUUGAUCCAAUCAGAGAAUGGCUAAACUCAUGUGACAUUCGUUACACUGACGGAGUACAGUCUUUGAACUGGGCAAAAAUAUUGAAGACAAUUGUUGAUGAUCCCGAAGCUUUCUUUGAUCAGGGUGGAUGGAGCUUCCUUGAACCUGAGAGCGAUGAGGAUGCUGGAGAUGAUUCUGAAGAAGAAGAAGAGUUUGUUCCAGAGGAUGGUUCUGAAGCAGAAGGAUCCGAGACAGAUGAAGAUAGUGAUGAAGAUUAUUCAAGUGAGGCAGAAUCAUCCUUUGAUGAAGAAUCUUUAGGAAGUGGAGAAGAAAGCGGGAAAGACUGGGAUGAAUUAGAAGAGGAAGCAAAACGGGCUGAUCGAGGACAGUAUGAAGAGGAGGUAGUCACAAGUUCUUCGAAAAAAAGAAAGAGGGAUCAUAGUGGAAGUCGAAAAUCACACAAGAAGCGAAAAUAAAAAUAAGUUUCAGCCAAUCAAUGCUGAAGAUGUUGGUGUUUGCUACAUUAGCGAGAGUGAAAUUCUGUGCUUGUAUUUUUCAACACUAGGAAAUUUUUUGUACCUCAGAGUUUCGCUUUUGUAAAUAUUUUUGUGUUUUGUAUAAUAGUUACGAACUUGACUGCCAUAAUAGACUGCUCAUACCAACAUGUUAAAAUAACUGUCACGCACUCUCAAAGUAACUAAGUGGUAAUAUACUUAUGGUAACUUGUGUCUAUCUUUGCUAAAAGGGUCUGCUUAUCUUUCUCUCCACAUAGCUAAUCAUUUCUAGUCUGUGUUUCUUCUUUUAAUAAGUUGUUCUUAUCAUGCUGCCAAAAUAUGUUCCUUUUCCGAGUCCGUACAUGUCAAAACUUUGAUUAGAUUUGCCAUUGGUUCUUUGAAUUUCUGGUCUUUUCUUCUCGGCCUAUAGCAUUUGUUAGUGUUUAAGUUCCGACAAGAAUAUUCUCAAUAUUAUCUGUGGUCUCUACUUGUUUGAUACCAUUUGCUGAACAUCGUAUUAACUAGUUUUGUAUUUUGCAA
Styela clava is the source of this 3684-nucleotide messenger RNA. The record is from RefSeq and is a predicted model, not a curated record. NCBI's taxonomy places the organism in Eukaryota, Metazoa, Chordata, Ascidiacea, Stolidobranchia, Styelidae.